AUGCAUCCACUAAAGAACCUAGACACUCGUAUUUUUUCUGGGGACUUCCAGACUCUAAACUCCUGCUACACAGGCAAGGCACCUUUGGCCAGUCCUGUGGAAAACCGGAUGUAUCGGAGCGUGGAGAACCUUCACUGGGCAGCGGUUGCUGACUCUGGGCUCUGUUCUCCCUGCCGAAGCCUGGAUAACGAGAUCAUCUUCCGCUGCAGAGGCACGGCUCAGUGGACAGAAGGCUGUGUGGAUGUGGCCCCAGUGCAGAGCACGUCAGACUCUCUGAGGAACCUUUCGCUCCGUGCUAAACAGACUGCUCAAUCGGCACAGAAUGUGCUUCUCCCUCCCUUUGCCAAAGUGCCUCAGUGGCUCUUCCCUUCUGCAGAGGAAAGAGCCCUACACGGAGAUGCCAAAAAAGAGCUGAAGGAGAAGCUGAGGCUGCACAGCAGUAAGAUGUCAGAGCCCUGUAAGCCGGUGCGUCCACAGGUGGCCCUGCCUGACCUGGUGGCCCAGGAGUUCUUUGAAUGCCAGAUGUGCCGGCAGUACAAGAACGGUUGUGCUGUCAACUGCUGCACGGUUUUGGUGGAGCACGCUGCUCUCGGGCACAGCCUCACGGGGAGGCAGAGACUAUGUUUUGCCCACAGGGUCAUCAGCCCAGAAGACAUCAAGCAGGAGGCUCAGAGGAGGCUUCAGCUCCGAAGGCAGAAUAGCUCCCCCAAUUUGCCCCUUGAGCAUGACAGGGAAAGUCACGAGAUGGCCCAAUGCAGAACAGCAGAAACCCUGGCACAGUACAGUAGGGAAGCAGAUGUCAAAGCCACACUGGGACAGAGCAAGAAAGGCCACUGCAAAGGGAGGCUCUACAUACCCACCUUUGAAGAAUUCAAGCAAAUGAGAAGUAAGGAGGCAAAUUCAUCUGCCAACAGCAGUGGGCCAACAGAUUGCUUGAAUAAGGGUCUUCCUGAAAACCAUACCCUGGAGGAGGAGAGCAGUAAGAACGUCUGUCCAGAAGCUCUGGGAACCAAAGCUGUGAAUGAAGUUGCUGUCACAGCAGAGGAUGACGAUGAUGUGUUCCAUGAAAACCAUGCUGCUGGCUUUUCCCAAUAUCCAGCCACAUGGAGUGGUUUCAGGAUGAACAGCCCUGAGGUGAAGGACAGAACCUUCCAGAUCUCCAGCCCGGAUAGAUCACCGGUCCCUGUUUGCUCUAGCCCUAUUCCACGAUCACCUUUACAGGCAGUAGCAAUACACAGAGCUGGGCAGGAGAUCUUCAGUGAUGAGCAGCAGAAAGGAGAGACAAGACAGUUAAAUGAUGUCCUCCACCUUGCAGGACAGUCGCUGGCUUCUGAAGCCCAGUCCUCUUGCUGUUCAUCGCUGCUGUUAGAAGCCACAGACUUAUCCAGCUAUGGAGCUAAGCUACAAAAAAUGAAGGAUGAAUUCAUAGGUUCAGCCCUGGAACUUAUUAAGAAAAGCUGCAAUGCUGAGACUGCCGCCAGGCCCCCCUCCGAGGGACAGCGUGAUCUAAGGGAAGCUCAUCUCCCAGCGCUGGAGGACGGCCAGCAGCCCGCAGCCAUGUCCAUGGCAACAGAGACCUGGGAGGAGAGGCCGAGCAGUGAGCCGUCCGGCGACACCGCAGCUGCAGGGAAC
Messenger RNA from Merops nubicus (carmine bee-eater), 1632 nucleotides. RefSeq lists its product as uncharacterized. The record is from RefSeq and is a predicted model, not a curated record. The transcript is spliced from 2 exons. The annotation marks the transcript as partial. Lineage: Eukaryota; Metazoa; Chordata; Aves; Coraciiformes; Meropidae.